AUUAUUAUUAUUAUUAUUAUUAUAUGAUACAUUUAUUAUUAUUAUAUGCUACAUUCAUAAUGCCCUUGUCGUUGCUUGCUCACUCAAAUCACUCAUAUUUUUGCCCUUUUUUUUCAUUCUUCUCUGUGUCCAACUCUUUCCUUACACCAGGAGCUAUGAUUCGGCUAUUUAAAGUAAAGGAGAAGCAGAGGGAACUUGCUGAAAAUGCUAAUGGAGGCGCACCUGUCAAAAAGCAAACUGCUGGAGAGUUGCGUCUUCAUAAGGAUAUUUCUGAGCUGAACCUGCCUAAAUCAUGCACCAUAUCAUUUCCCAAUGGCAAGGACAACCUGAUGAAUUUUGAGGUUUCAAUCCAUCCAGAUGAAGGAUAUUAUUUAGGUGGCACAUUUCUGUUCUCUUUCCAAGUUUCUCCCAUCUAUCCACAUGAGGCACCAAAGGUUAAGUGCAAGACCAAGGUUUACCAUCCUAACAUUGACUUGGAAGGAAAUGUCUGCCUCAACAUCUUGCGAGAAGAUUGGAAACCUGUCCUCAAUAUAAACACUAUUAUAUAUGGAUUAUACCAUCUUUUCACGGAACCAAAUUAUGAGGAUCCCCUUAAUCAUGAUGCUGCUGCAGUGUUGAGGGACAACCCAAAAAUGUUUGAGUGUAAUGUGAGAAGAGCUAUGGCUGGAGGAUAUGUUGGGCAAACCUUUUUUCCACGGUGUAUUUAGCUUUUGUUGUUUGGUGGUGAAAGGUGCCGAUUCACUUGCAUUAUCCAUGCUCUAAUGUCUGUGGUUGUAAAAUUUAUCUGCAAUUUGCAUUCUGUUCUCCUUUUCAAUUUUCUGAGUGGAGUUGGGGCCAUUAGUUCUUAGAAGUGCAACUUAAAACACAAACAUAAUUUGUAUGUUACUGUAACUUGUCUGAUGUGAUAAUGUAUGUUGACUUGGUAUA
Molecule: messenger RNA, 927 nt
Organism: Hevea brasiliensis (rubber tree)
Lineage: Eukaryota; Viridiplantae; Streptophyta; Magnoliopsida; Malpighiales; Euphorbiaceae
Product: NEDD8-conjugating enzyme Ubc12
Exons: 6
Coding region: 24-707 (227 amino acids)
Biological process (GO): protein neddylation
Cellular component (GO): nucleus
Molecular function (GO): NEDD8 transferase activity
Source: RefSeq, a predicted model, not a curated record